This is a messenger RNA of Panicum virgatum (switchgrass), 2889 nucleotides long. RefSeq lists its product as uncharacterized. Lineage: Eukaryota; Viridiplantae; Streptophyta; Magnoliopsida; Poales; Poaceae. The coding region runs from base 1119 to 2201 and encodes 360 amino acids. The record is from RefSeq and is a predicted model, not a curated record. The transcript has 2 exons.
GCAGUCCGGGCGGAUCUCCCCUCGUGCGGCUCACAUUUCCGGGCAAGCGGAUGCCUUUUCUAGAUGCCGCGUAAUCUCUCGCGCUUCCUGCAACGCGGUCGAUUACCCACUCCGGUUUGACCUAAGGGGAGAUUAUAUUGGUUUGUCAGGGGAUGGGAAACGAUGUGGUAUUGUUAUUUUCACUUAUGUGUGCUGUGUGUAGCAGUUUAUUUAGCUUGAUUGUUUCUUUAGGGUUUGGUUGGUGAAAUCUACUAGCCUGGCGGACUAAAACCAUACCUUAUAGCAGGAUUAGCAGGUGUGCGAAACAGUUGCUAGCCAGUCUAUAAAAAUGGAAUUUUCAACACUCGUUGUGACAUACUGACAUAUACUGGUAUGUCACCAUGAAGAAAAAAAAGGUGGAGGGGACGAGAAAGGACUUUUUCUUACUUUUGAAGUUAUGUGUCUUCUCAUAGUGAUAUUUUGUUUUUGGAAUCAGUAGUAGAUAGUAGUAAACAUGAUCGCUGCCAUCAGUGUUGGUGUUAUGCUUGAGAUACUUUCUGUGACUUCAGAGCAUAGCAUUUUACAUUUCCUGUACAUGAAUUUUAUUUUCCUUUUCUUGUUCACAUGUCCUAAGGUAUGGUAGUAACUCACCCCCUCUUACAUGCGGCUCGGGUCAAUAUGGAAAUGCAUUUCAUUCACUUUGUAUUGUUUUAUUCAGAAUCUUACUAUUGAUGCACUGUUGCAUUUUCUUUCUCUGGUGAGUGAUACGUUAGUACGUUACUACCUUCAUUCUAUUUUGUUUGUUGUUUUCGUUAACAUAUUUAUGGUGCUUUGUUGCAUUUUCAUUCUCUGGUGAGUGAUACGUUAGUACGUUACUACCUUCGUUCUAUUUUGUUUGUCGUUUUCGUUAACUUAUGGUGCAUAGUUGCAUUUUCUUUCUCUGGUGAGUGAUACGUUAGUAUGUUACUACCUUUGUUCUUUUUGUCGUUUUCGCUUGUCAAAAGUUUUAUGUUUUGUUUGCCGUUAUAGGAUUCCCUGUCAAGUGCUUGCUACAUUUCCAAUAUGCAAUUCCUUUCUUCAUUGGUUCUCAUCGGUGAUUAAAGAGACAUGCUAAUUGCCUUUUGCCAGAACUUUGAAGGAUGGCGAGAUCACCAAGAGGCCGCAACCUCCAAGCUCGUCAACGUAGGUCAGCUUCUUCUGAUGUCCCAUCGUGCUCCUGGAAGGCAAAAGGAACAGGCAAAGAAAAUGAUAUGUCAGUGACCUCUGAGAAGAAUGAAUGGAAAGGUGCCACUUGCCCAGUUUGCUUGGAGCAUCCACAUGAUGCCGUCCUCCUCUUGUGUACCUCUCAUCACAAGGGCUGCCGACCAUACAUGUGUGGUACCAACUACCGUCAUUCUAACUGCCUUGAACACUUCAAAGAAGCUUAUGCAAAGGAAAAAAUGGCUCUUGAUGUUUCAGCAGAGUCUGCACCCAGCCUUCCAUUGUCCUCAAACACACAGCCUGCAAGCAAGCAGCCAUGUGCCAUGGAACUUGCUUGCCCUCUCUGCCGUGGUGAGGUUAAAGGAUGGACUGUGGUUGAACCUGCUCGUCAGUAUCUCAACCGGAAGCGGAGAACCUGCAUGCAUGAUGGCUGCUCCUUUGUUGGCUCAUAUAAGGAACUUUGCAAGCAUGUGAAGUCCAAGCACCCUUCAGCCAAGCCUCGUGAAGUUGAUCCUGCUAUUGCAGAUGAGUGGAAGAAGUUUGAAUGUGAGAGAGAACGUCAGGAUGCAAUCAGCACUAUCAGGGCCAUGAACCCAGGAGCUGUGAUCAUGGGGGAUUAUGUCCUUGAGUUGAAUGGUGGUGGCAACAGCCAUUUGCCCAUUGAUGGCGAGAGCUUUGACUUGGAGGAAAGACUCAACUUCUUCACAUCCUUGGAUCGCACUCUGAAUGAGAGGAUUGACUUGUAUGACUCGUCAGAUGGUGGUUUGGAUGAGGGCUUUGACUUCUUGGCGUCCUUGUUUGCUCGUGGCAGAAGAAUCUCUACUGGAGAUUCAUUUAGCAGGGCAUAUAGAAGACAUAGGGAGAGGCCUAGGCGUUCAACUACCACUAUUGAUACUUCUGACAUUCAGCAUGACACAGUUAACACUCAAAGGGGGCGGACUGGUACUCUUCGGGCUGUAGGCAGAACUUCACGGCGGCACCAUCCUAUGGUGGCUCCUACAAGGCCAACUCGCGGCAGCUGAGAGAUGAAAUCAAUCUGGGGGGUUUGUUCAUUCUAUCCAUUUGCAAGGGACACAAAAUAGCACACUGUGGUAAGCUGCUGCCUGGUGGUCAGAGGCCCAGCAUGUUCUUCCUUCCCUUUUUUCCCCAUUGCUGAGAUGGCUAUAGCGGAUAUAGGUUGGAUGGAGAUCUCUGUUAGGCAGAUGCUGACGCUUGUAUGAUGUGCUCUGCAAUCUGCAUACAGUUUUGGGCUGAAGCAGCUCCGCAUUUCAGGUGCUGCCUUGCAUGGAUUUGUGAAUACCCUUGCCUUGAGAGUUUCCUUUCCCUUUCUGUUAGUCAAAGCAAACAGCAAACAGGUGAUUGUUUCGGCAGCAAUUGCUGUUUGAAAGUUAGAUGCCAGUGUCAUGAACAAAUCCAGCAUACAGAUUACUGCUUAUGUUUCGGUGUUGAACUGUUGAUGUAGUUUUGUAUCGAUAUGUUGUGGCCGAUGGAUGGCUUGGUCUAGUCUAGUCGAAAUGUGAGGGGUCUGAACUUAUUUGCCAUGAGUACAUCUUCUCAUGGUUUGCCUUGUAUCGUGCUGCUAGGGUGGUUUACCUGGUGGUACUCAAGAAAGUCUCAAUGCAGUUGUGGCUGUUUUAGCUGCUGCUCAUGGGGCUGGUUUGCAGUUAUUUGUUGCAAAUGCAACAGUAUUGACAUGGUGUUUUGCUGGAA